AUGGGCGGGCCCAUCGGUCAGGAGGAGGCCGCCGCCGACGACGAGGACGGCGAGGAGGCGUCGUGCGCUACGUCCUCCGUGCCCUCGGGGGCCAACGUGUUCCUGAACGUGUACGACAUCGUCCCAGCGGUCAACAAGUGCUCCCGGGCACUCUGCCGCUCCAGGUGGGGCAUCUACCACACGGGGGUGGAGGUGCAGGGCCUCGAGUUCUCUUUCGGCGGGCACUCCGACAGCAGCACCGGGGUCUUCUGCGCGAAGCCCAGGAGCGCCCAGGGCUGCGUGUUCAGGCAGCAGCUGCCCAUCGGCCACGUGGAGCUCGACGCUCUGGAGCUGCGGCAGACGAUUGCCGAGAUCUCCAAGGGCUGGCCCGGCAACGGGUACGACCCGUUCCAGAGGAAUUGCAACCACUUCUCGGAGAGCCUCUGCAAGGAGCUUACUGGCCACAAGACGCCCUCCUACAUAAACAGCUUCACGCAGUCGCGCUUCGUGCGAGGGGUCUUCUACAGGUGCCUGGUGCCGCUGGGCAAGUGCCUAGAGAAGUUCUCCUACGAGCAGGGCGGCAUAACUUAUAGCAACAACGAAGAGACUGCCACGGAGAGCACCAGCCUCGGCAUUAGCGGGGCCAACGGCAUCAACGAGGUCCUGGUGGCGGCGGCCACGAUGCAGAAGGAGAAGGCCAACCGCUCCUUCAAGGCCGGAGCCUACCAGGAGGCCCGGGAGGCGCGCGGUGUAGCCAGGGCCCAGCUCGGGAUGCACGAGGAGGCCGUGGCGGACCUCAGGCGGGCGCUGCAGCUCACCGACCCCGCGGACGCGGGGACCGUGCGCGACGUGCGCCGCGAGAUCGACAGAGUCCGGGGCCUGGUCGAGGGCCAGAAGUCCAGGGAGCGCGAGAUGGCAAAGAGCACCUUCGAUCGCGUCAACGUUAGCACCAACACCGAGUUUCAGAUGAACCUGAAGGCGGAGAAGUUCGCGCCCGCUGCGCAUUGUCCGAGAGCCGACGUGCACUGCGGCUCCAGCAUCCUAGGAGACCAUGGGCAGCCGCUGCGUGACGACGCCAGCGCCAACGCCUACGCCUGCGCCGACACCAAUUCCCUCUCGGACCCCAGCGCCGGCGUUCACACAGACACCGCAUCCCCCCGCGCCUACACCAGCGCCCACGCCUAUGCCAGCUCCCACAGCGCGCACCACCCCCACCGCCAGCCGACCGUCGCCGACACGGAUAGCAUGGCCUGGAAAGAGCUGCGCGCCGAGCAGCAGGAGUGCGCCGCCGCCGACGAGUUCAGCCACGAGCCCGACCGCGAAGCGCGUGUGGGCGCGGACAAGUGCACCCACACGGACAGCUUCGACGACCUCAGCGGCACGAUGGACCCGCCGACCACGGCGACGACGCCGCCCUCGGCUUCGCCCAGGACCCAGGGCGCCGUCACCCUGGACGCCUUCGCGGAGGCGGUGUGCGCUGGCACCGCCGAGAUCUACGCACUGGAGCCCAUGGCCCGCGUCGCCGAGGUGAACCAGGCCGUGGAUAUUGCUUUCAGCGCCUUGUGUUUCUUGAGCGUACGUUGCGCGUUGCUUCGCAUCGCGCGCACAGAGGGCUGGGCGGACGACAACUGGUACGGGGCUGUGAUAGGGCUCUCGACCCUCUUCCCGGGCCAGCUUAUCAUGGAGAUUCUUUCGCUGCCGUUCCUGAGCCGCCGAAGCGGCCCCACCAGCACGGCGGACAGCACCGCGACGUUCGCGCAGCUCUUCCGGGGCCAGCUCCGCCGCUGCAGUCGAGAGGAUUACGCGGGCUUACAUGUGGCAGUGGACGCCCAAGCCUUGCUGAGCGUUGGCUUGUCUGCGUACGCCCUGAAGCUGGCGCAGGAUCCGAGCAGCACCGCGCACAUCGCGUACUGCACUCGGCGCGCGCUGCUGCUGCGCGAGUGGGGCGCGGAGUGCGUCUUCGUUCUCGCGGGGGACGACGAGGGCGACCACGGCCAGGAGCGCCGGGAGGAGCAGCGCCGGGAGGGCCUUCGCCGCUUGGGCGCCGGCGACCGCGGCGGAGCGCACAGGUGCUUCGCGCGGGCGCUCAGGGCGACCCCUGAGAUGGCGGCCGCCCUGGCGCGUGAGCUCGAGGAGAUGGGCGUCAGGUGCAUCACGGCGCCCGGCUCCGCGGCUGCGCAGGCGGCCUUCCUGACGGCCAUGGGGCCAUCUGCGGUCACGUCGACGCGUGCCUGUCCCCGACCGGGGAGGCGGCGAUGCUGGGCAGCCCUCGGACGCUCCUGGGGCUGUCGCGCGACGGCGACGGCCAGGAGGUCCGCCUGCAGGAGGCCCUCGGCCAGCACUCGGUGGAGGAGCUCCAGGCCAGCCUCUCUCUCUCCAGACCCGGACCGCCCGGGACGACUCUCGCUUUGA
Messenger RNA from Prorocentrum cordatum, 2391 nucleotides. The record is from the annotation of a GenBank genome assembly. Lineage: Eukaryota; Dinophyceae; Prorocentrales; Prorocentraceae.